AUGGGAUCGAUUGGGGUACUCCUCGUGACUCCUGUGUUGCCCUACCUGGAGCAAGAGCUUGACAAGCGCUACAAGCUGUUCCGCGCGUGGGAUUAUCCGGAGACGGCGCAGCUGCUGGCUCAACACGCCACCUCUAUCCAAGCGGUGGUCGGAAACUCCGGCGCCGGUGCAGACGCGGAGAUGAUCGAGGCGCUGCCGAAGCUGGAGAUCGUGUCGUGCUUCAGCGUGGGAGUGGAUAAGGUUGACUUGGAGAAAUGCAGAGAGAAGGGGAUUCGCGUGACCAACACGCCGCACGUGUUGACCGACGACGUCGCCGACCUCGCUAUUGGCUUGAUGCUGACACUCCUCAGGAGGAUCUGCGAGUGCGAUCGCUUUGUGAGGAGCGGCAAGUGGAAGCACGGGGACUACAAAUUGACUACUAAGUUCUCUGGGAAAACUGUUGGAAUUCUUGGGCUGGGGAGAAUAGGCCAAGCAAUUGCCAAGAGAGCUGAAGGAUUUAACUGUUCCAUAUGCUACUACUCUAGAACUGAAAAACGAAACUCAAAAUACAAAUACUAUCCAAGUGUUGUAGAAUUAGCAUCUAAUUGCGACGUACUGGUAGUUGCUUGCCCACUGACAGAGGAAACUCAUCACAUAAUCAACAGGGAAGUGAUCAAUGCCCUGGGUCCCAAGGGUUUUCUUAUUAACAUUGGAAGAGGUAAGCAUGUUGAUGAGCCAGAGUUAGUCUCAGCCCUGGUAGAAGGUCGUCUGGCUGGGGCUGGGCUAGACGUGUUUGAAAAUGAGCCUGUUGUUCCCGAAGAGCUUUUUGGGCUUGAAAAUGUUGUCAUUGUGCCUCAUAUUGGAAGUGGCACAUUAGAAACUCGAACAGCCAUGGCUGACCUUGUCCUUGGAAACCUGGAAGCUCACUUCCUUGGAAAGCCACUGUUAACUCCCUUGUUUUAA
Molecule: messenger RNA, 942 nt
Organism: Sphenostylis stenocarpa
Lineage: Eukaryota; Viridiplantae; Streptophyta; Magnoliopsida; Fabales; Fabaceae
Source: the annotation of a GenBank genome assembly